CCUCCUCCUCCCGCUGCUGCUUCUCCUUCAUCAGUCCGGCUCUGCGUGCGGAGAGAUCAGGUCCGAACCGAACCUGGGGCAGACGGGAGCGUGCACCACUCCGCCUGGGCUCAGACCUAUUUCUGUGAUCUAGGAGUCUUUUCUUUAUUGGGAAACUAUUCGGGAUUGGAAGAGUCAUUCAUGCUCCUGUGAGACAGACAGAAGUGAAGAUGAAGCGAAGGCUGUGCUGGGCAGCGUCUGCCUUCGUGGCACUGGUAAUACUGUCAAGUGUGAACGCUCAGAGUGAAGUUCUGGCGCCGUCCGAUUUAAGGUUUAACAUUUUGAAUCAGAAAACAGUAGAAAUGACAUGGCGGCGGCCCCUGACCAGGAUACAGGGCUACAGAAUACAAGUGGCUUCAGACACAGAUGAAGCCGUGAGAGAGUUCACACUCUCCUCCUCAGAAACUAAGACCAUCAUUAGAGAUUUAACCCCUGAUGUGGACUACGUGGUCACCAUCUACUCAUAUUCAGGGUCUCAGGAGAGCAUUCCCAUCACCGGCCAGAUCACCAUUCAGUCGAGUGGGUCUGACGGAGGUCCCAAACGUCCCAAAGUCACAGAUGCAGUUAAAUGCUCAGCUGCAGUGGUGGCAGACGUGGUCUUCCUGGUGGACGGUUCCUGGACCGUGGGCCAGGAGAACUUCAAAUACGUCCGCAGCUUCGUUUCAGCUGUCGCCGGCGCCUUCGACAUCGACGAGGGGAAGAGCAAAGUGGGCGUGGUCCAGUAUGGUACCGACGCCAGGACCGAGUUCACGCUGAACCAGCACCUGAGACGGGACGAAGUGCUGCGUGCCAUCAACAGCCUGUCCUACAAAGGGGGAGACACCACGACAGGCGCCGGCUUGGACUACGUGUUCAGGAACGCCUUCAGCGAAACCGCCGGUGCCAGGAGAGGAUUCCCCAAGGUGGCGGUGGUUAUCACGGGCGGAAUGUCGCGGGACUCAGUGGUGGAAAACGCUAGAAGACUGAUGAACAGCGGCGUCGAAAUCUUCACUCUGGGCAUCAAGAACGCAGACGUGGACGAGCUGAGACGGAUGGCGUCCGCCCCCCACGGCACGCACGUGUACUCCGUCUCUAAUUACGAGCAGAUCAAGAGCGUCCAGAAGGAUCUCAUCACGCAGGUCUGCGCCGGCGUGGAGAACCAGCUGAUCCCCACCGACAGCGUCCGGGAAGUGGUCGAACCCGCCUCGAGCCUGGAGGUGAAAGAGACCUCGUCCAAAUCCAUGCGCCUGUCCUGGGUGGCCUCGGCGGGCGACGUGAGCGGCUACAAGCUACAGCUGAUACCCUUGGCGGCCGGGGGCAAGCGGCAGGAGCUUUACGUGGGUCCCACCCAGACGGCGGUGAACGUCAGGGACCUCUCGCCCGACACCGACUAUCAGAUCAGUCUGUUCGCCCUGAAGGGACUGAACCCCAGCGAGCCGGUCGUGAUCAUGGAGAAGACCGAACCUCUGAAAGUAUCGCUGGAAUGUUCUCUUGGCGUGGACGUCCAGGCCGACGUCGUCCUCCUGGUCGACGGAUCGUACAGUAUCGGACUGGCCAACUUCGCCAAAGUCCGAUCUUUCCUGGAGUACCUGGUGAACUCGUUCGACAUCGGGCCGAACAAGGUCCAGAUCAGCCUGGUGCAGUACAGCCGGGACACGCACACCGAGUUCUACCUGAACACCCACCACAACCUGGACGCCGCCAUCAGGGCCGUCAGGACCUUCCCCUACAGAGGGGGCUCCACCAACACCGGCAAGGCCAUGACCUACGUCCGGGAGAAGAUCUUCGUCUCGGGCCGCGGCGCCCGCGACAACGUGCCUCGCCUGACCAUCCUCAUCACCGACGGCAAGUCCUCGGACGCCUUCAAAGAUCCCGCCACCAGGCUGAGGAACGCCGACGUGGAGAUCUUCGCCGUGGGCGUGAAGGACGCCGUGAGGUCCGAGCUGGAGGCCAUCGCCAACCCUCCGGCCGACACCCACGUCUUCACCGUGGAGGAUUUCGACGCCUUCCAGAGGAUCUCCAAGGAGCUGACGCAGGCCAUCUGUCUGCGCAUCGAGCAGGAGCUCCAGAACAUCAAGAAGAGGAGUCUGCUCCCGCCUACGUCUCUCAGCUUCUCCGAGAUCAGCUCCCGAAGCUUCAGGGCCACGUGGGACACGGACGCGGCUGACGUGGAGGCGUACCUGGUGCAGUUCAGGCCCGCCGACGAUCCCAGCGCCGGCUACGUCUCCAUCUCGGUACCAGGAGACACCACCACGACCAAGCUGGUCCACCUCACUCCCCUCACCAAGUAUGAGGUCAACGUCUACGCCCAGUACGAUAAAGGAGACAGUUUCCCUCUCACUGGCUUCGAGACCACUCUGGAAGAACGAGGCUCCCCACAGAACCUGCGAGUUUUCGACGAGGGGAUGAACUCCAUGCAGGUGGCGUGGGACGCGGCGCCGGGCGGGGUCCAGCAGUACGUGGUUUCCUAUCAGCCGACCGAGGGCGGAGAACUGAAGGAGGUGGCGGUGAGGAGAGAGAACACGGCCACUCCCCUCACCGACCUGCAGCCCGGCACCGAAUACCAGAUCGCUGUCCGAGCUCAGUACUCCUCCGGCCUGGGUCAUCCGCUGGAGGGCACUGGCACCACGCUCGAUGAGCUCGGCUCCCCGAGAGAUCUAAUAACCAGCGACGUGACCGAGUCCAGCUUCAUGGUGUCGUGGUCAGCCGCCCCGGGUCGGGUCAGGCAAUACCGCGUCCGCUGGAAGUCUGAGUUCAGUGACGAGUCGGGGGAGACGACUGUUCCAGGAGACGUGACCAGCACCCUGCUGGAGGGUCUGAGCCCUGAAACGCGCUACCAAGUGUCCGUGUUCGCCUCCUACAGUCUUGGAGAGGGAGAGCCGCUGGUGGGAGGAGAGACCACUGACGCUUCGGCGGCCGCGAAGGCUCUGAGGGUCUUCGACGAGACCGAGAGGACGAUGAGGGUGCGCUGGCAGGCGGCCCCGGGCCGGGUCCUGAGCUACAGGGUGACGUACCAGCCGCAGUCGGGCGGCCGCGAGCUGACCCUCAAAGUGCCGCACAACGUGACGACGGCAACGCUGAAGAAGCUGCAGUCCAUGACCACGUACGACAUCAGCGUCCACCCCGUCUACAGGCGCGGAGAAGGCAAAGCAAGGCAAGGAGUAGGAACCACACUCUCACCCUACAAAGCACCGAGGAACCUCCAGACCUCCGAACCAACCAAGACCAGCUUCAGGGUGACGUGGGACCCGGCGCCGGGCGACGUGCGCGGCUACAAGGUGACCUUUCACCCCUCGGGCAGCGGGGUGAACCUGGAGGAGCUGCUGGUGGGUCCGUACGACAACACCGUGGUGCUGGAGGAGCUCAGAGCAGGAACGAAGUACUCGGUGGCCGUGUUCGGGAUGUUCGAUGGGGGGCAGAGUUUGCCCCUGGCUGGAGAGGAGAAAACAACCCUCAUUGACCCACCUGAAAAUCCAACCCUGGACCCUCCUGAUACUCAGUGUAAAACCACAGCCAAGGCUGACAUCAUGCUGCUGGUGGACGGAUCCUGGAGCAUCGGCCGCAUCAAUUUCAAGACCAUCCGCUCCUUCAUCGCCCGCAUGGUGGGCGUGUUCGACAUCGGACCGGACAAGGUCCAGAUCGGUCUGGCUCAGUACAGCGGAGACCCUCGGACCGAGUGGCAACUCAACGCCCACAGGAGCCUCCAGUCCUUACUGAGCGCCGUGAACAACCUGCCGUACAAAGGCGGAAACACCAUGACAGGUCUGGCCCUGAACUACAUCCUGGAGAACAACUUCAAACCCAGCGUGGGUCUCAGACCCGACGCCCUCAAGAUCGGCGUCCUGAUCACCGACGGCAAGUCUCAGGACGACAUCGUAAUCAGCUCUGGGAGACUCAGAGAAAAGGGCAUCGAACUUUACGCCAUCGGCGUGAAGAACGCAGACGAGAACGAGCUGAGGUCCAUCGCCUCGGACCCCGACGACAUCCACAUGUACAACGUCAACGACUUCUCCUUCAUGAUGGACAUCGUGGACGAUCUAUCGGUCAACCUCUGUAACAGCGUCAAAGGAGGAGCCAAGGGUCCCGGGACGCCCACAGACCUGGAGACGUCCGAGGUCACCUACUACUCCUUCCGUGUCACCUGGAUUCCCCCCGAUGAGCCGGUGGAGAGGUUCCGCAUCGAGUACGUCCCAGCGGCGGGAGGCGAGACCAAAACGCUGUACGUGGACGGCGAGGAGAACACGCUGGUCCUGAAGGAACUGACCCCCAUGACGGAGUACGUCGUCAACGUCUUCUCCGUCAUCGGCGACGAGAGCAGCGAACCCCUCAAGGGCACCGAGACCACGCUGCCCCUGCCGUCCGUGAAGAGCAUGACCGUCUACGACGAGGCUACGACCACCAUGCGGGUGAGAUGGGAGUUGGCACCGGGCGCCAGCGGCUACAUGCUUCUCUACAGCCCGCUCAACGCCACCGUGCCAACGGCGGAAAAAGAGAUGCGAUUCGGGGCCGACGUGAACGACGUCCAGCUGCAGCAGCUGCUGCCCAACACGGAAUACUCGGUGUCUGUGUUGGCUCUGCACGGCGACAUGGCCAGUCAGCCCCUCACUGACCGCGGGGUCACACUCCCCCUGCCUCCCUCCGGUAAGCUGAAGGUCAGUGAGGUCACUCACAGCUCCAUGCGCCUGAACUGGGACGCGGCGCCGGGGAGGGUGGACAAGUACAUCGUCACCUACAAACCCGAGGGGGGAGAGGUGCUGGAGGAUGAAGUGGGCGGUGAUGUCACCACACUGGUUUUGAAGAACCUGCGUUCUCAGACCGAGUACGAUCUGGCUGUGACUCCUGUUUAUGCCGAGGGUCCCGGGAACACCAUGAUCAACAGCCAGAUCACAGAUGUCGUUCCAGCCCCGAAGAACCUGAGGUUCUCUGAGGUGACGCAGACCUCGUUCAGGGCCACGUGGGAGCACGGAGCGCCCGACGUCGCCCUCUACCGCAUCGGAUGGAAGAAGAAAGUCGACAGCGAGUAUCAAAACGCGAUCCUGAACAACGACGAAACCUCUCACGUCCUGAGCGACCUGGACCCGGACACCCCGUACGACGUCACCGUCACCGCCAUCUACCCCGACGAAUCGGAGAGCGAGGACCUGAUGGGCAGCGAACGCACACUAUCAAGGACGGUUUCACCCGUGACCACCGGACCUCCUCAGAACUUGCAGGUGUACAAUGCCACCACCGCCACGCUGACCGUGAAGUGGGACCACGCCCCGGGCCCGGUCCAGAGCUACAAGAUCGACUUCCAGCCACUGGCCGGUGGAAAAGCCAUGUCGACCCAGGUCGGGGGUAAGAAGAACAACGUUAUUCUUCAGAAGCUGACCCCUGACACGCCCUACUCCAUCACCGUGGCUGCAGUCUACCGCAGCGGAGAGGCCAAGGACAUUUCUGGCCAGGGAAAGACAAAACCGCUGGGUGGAGUGAGGAACCUGCAGGUCCUGAAUCCCACCAUGACCAGUCUGAAUGUGCGCUGGGAACCAGCAGAGGGAAAAGUAAAGGAAUAUAAAGUCAUCUACGCUCCUACAGCUGGUGGAGCUGAAACCAUGGAGCAGGUUUCGGGUACCAGCACCAUCCUGAGGGGCCUGCAGCCGGACACGCUGUACACCGUCACUGUGCACCCCGUGUAUGCCGAGGGCGACGGCAAGAGGAUGUCGGAGAACGGAAAGACACGACCCCGGGGCGGAGUGAAGAACCUGAGAGUCACCGACCCCACCAUGACCUCCCUCAACGUCAGGUGGGAACCUGCAGACGGGGCGGUGCGCAACUACAAGAUCUUCUACGUCCCUGCGGCCGGAGGCACCGAGGACAUGGAGCAAGUUCCUGUUGGUACAAACAACAUCAUUCUGAGGAACCUUCAGCCCAACACUCUGUACACCGUAUCAGUGGUGCCAGUGUACCCAGCUACAGAGGGUCGCCGCCAGUCUGAGAACGGGAAGACCCUUCCUCUCAGCGGCGUGAGGGGGCUCCGUAUUACCGACGCCACGUUCACGACUCUCACGGCGGCCUGGGACGUGGCGGACGGGAACGUUCAGGGCUACAAAGUCAUCUACGUGCCCACAAACGGUGGCAUCGAGCUCAUGGAACAAGUAUCUGAAAGCACCACCUCAUUAGUGAUGAAGAACCUGCAGCCCGACACGCUCUACACGGUCACUGUGGUCCCCAUGUACGCCGAGGGAGAUGGACCACAGCUCUCUGAGAAGGGCAGGACCAAACCUCUGGGCAGCGUGAGGAACCUGCAGGUUACUGACCCCACCAUCAACUCACUGAACGUUCGCUGGGAGCCUGCUGAGGGCGCCGUCAGAGAGUACAUCGUCAUCUACGUUCCUGCAGCUGGUGGUGAACAGGAAGUGGAGCAGGUCUCGGGUUUGACCACGUCCACUGUUCUGAGGAACCUGGAGCCCGACACGGUCUACACCGUCACCCUGGUUCCUGUUUAUCACGAGAUGGAGGGCAAGUCCCUGUCGGAGAGUGGAAAGACGAGGCCGUUGGGUGGAGUCCGUAAUCUGAAGGUGACAGACCCGACUGCCAGCACGCUGACCGUCCGCUGGGAGCACGCAGACGGAAACCCGCGCAACUACAAGGUCUUUUAUGUUCCACAACCAGGAACUGAGGAGAAAAUGGAACAAGUUUCUGGAGGCACCACCACCACUGUCCUGCGUAAUUUGAACCCCAACACCGAGUACAAGGUCACGCUGUUACCCGUUUAUGAUCUGGACGUGGAGGGCAAACGCCAGUCUGAUAACGGGAAAACCAAGCCGCUGGGUUCGGUGAAGAACCUCCAGGUGACCGACCCCACCAUUAACUCUCUGAGGGUGCGCUGGGACCCGGCCGACGGGGACGUCCGUCAGUACAACGUCCUCUACACUCCUACUACAGGAGGAGCUGAGAGCAUGACCCAAGUCUCUGGAGUUUCCACCAACACCGUUCUGAGGAAUCUACAGCCGAACACGGACUACCGGGUCACCGUGGUGCCGGUGUAUGCUGACAUGGAGGGAAAGAAGCAGUCGGAGAACGGGAAGACCAAACCUUUGGGCGGAGUGAAGAACCUGCAGGUGAGCGACCCCACCACCAGCUCUCUCAGGGUGCGCUGGGAACCAGCUGAAGGAAACGUGCGCCAGUACCGGCUCUUCUACGUACCAGCGUCUGGUGGAGCUGAAGACAUGGAGCAAGUAUCUGGAGGAACCACCAACACCGUCCUGAGGAACCUCUUAUCGGAUACGGAGUACACCGUGACCGUGGCUCCGGUGUAUCCUGAGGGCGAAGGGCUCCGGCAGUCUGAGAAAGGAAAGACGCUUCCUCGUACUCCACCCAGGAACAUCCAGGUUUAUAAUCCCACUCCCAACAGUCUGAACGUGCGCUGGGAGCCGGCGUCGGGACAGGUGCAGCAGUACCGCGUCACGUACACCCCGCUCACCGGAGUCCGACCAUCUGACUUCGUUCUGGUUCCCGGAAACACCAACCAAGCCUUCCUGGAUCAGCUGGUCCCGGACACGCCGUAUUCCGUCAACGUCCAGGCGGUUUACGCAGACGGAGACGGACCGGCGCUCCCAGGAAACGGCAAAACACUGCCACGCGGCGGGCCCAGGAACAUGCGGGUGUAUGAUGCCACCACCAGCACCCUCAGUAUCGGCUGGGAUCACGCCGAAGGACCCGUGCAGCGCUAUAGGAUCUCGUACGCUCCACUGACCGGAGCCCCCAUCACUGAGUUUACCGCUGUUCCCGGUAACAGAAACAAUGCCAUCCUACAAAAUCUGCAGCCCGACACCCCGUACAACAUCACGGUGCAGGCUCUGUACGCUGAUGCACAGGGAGGAUCUCUGGUCGGAAACGGAAAAACACUCGGCCUGCUGGAGCCCCGUAACCUCCGCGUCUCUGAUGAGUGGUACACCCGCUUCCGUGUGUCCUGGGACCCGGUGCCAUCACCAGUGCUGGGGUAUAAACUGGUGUACCAGCCCACGGAUAAGGACGAGACCUUGGAGGUUUUCGUUGGUGACGCCACGUCGUAUACGCUUCACAACCUGGAGCCUGGUACAACGUACGACGUGAAAGUGUUCGCUCAGUACGACGGCGGCAUGAGCGGCGCCCUCAUGGGACAAGGAACAACACUCUACCUCAACGUGACCAACCUGGAAUCCUACAACGUGGCUCACGACCAGUUCUGCAUCCGAUGGAACCCACACCGAGCCGCCACGUCCUACAGGAUCAAACUCAACCCGCUGGACCCAUGGGCUCGAGGUCAGCAGGAGAUCACCAUCACGGCGGCACAGAGCCAGUACUGCUUCGACGGUCUGAGUCCCGAUUCACUCUACAACGCCACAGUGUUCGUACAAACCCCCAACCUGGAGGGACCAGGGGUCAGCACCACGGAGCGCACCUUGGUGAAGCCGACACCGUCUCCGACUUCUCCUCCUACUCCUCCUCCUCCACCCACCAUCCCCCCCGGCUGGGCAGUGUGUAAAGGAGCCAAGGCGGACGUGGUGUUUCUGAUCGACGGCUCGUGGAGCAUCGGUGAGGAGAGCUUCCACAAAGUGCUGCAGUUCAUCUUCAGCAUCAUGGGAGCUUUCGACGUCAUCGGCCCGUCUGGAAUGCAGGUGGCGUUUGUGCAGUACAGUGACGACGCAAAGACCGAGUUCAGACUGAACACUUACAGUGACAAGGGCACGGCGCUGGCCGGGCUUCAGCUCGUCCGCUACAAGGGAGGAAACACCAAGACAGGCGUGGCCCUGAAGCACGUGUACGACAGAAUGUUCACCUCGGACAGCGGAAUGAGGAGGAACGUCCCGAAGGUGGUGGUGGCCGUUACCGACGGUCGCUCUCAGGACGACGUGAGGAAAAACGCCGCCAAGCUGCAGCACGCCGGUUACAGCGUGUUUGUGGUGGGCGUGGCUGACGUGGACUACGUGGAGCUCCAGAACAUCGCCAGCAAACCCAGCGAACGGCACGUUUUUGACGUGGUGGAUUUUGAUGCCUUCUCCACCAUCCAGGAACGACUGGUCACCUUCAUCUGUGAGACCUCGUCCUCCACUUGUCCUCUGAUCUACGUGAAUGGCUUCACAUCUCCAGGUUUCCGAAUGCUGGAGGCCUUUAAUCUGACCGAGAGGACGUACGCUGGGAUUAAAGGCGUGUCCAUGGAACCCGGUUCCUUCAACAGCUACACGGCCUACAGGCUUCACAAGAACGCCUUCAUCAGCCAGCCGUCUGUGGACGUCCAUCCAGACGGUCUCCCCCCCUCCUACACCGUCAUCCUGAUGUUCCGGCUGCUUCCGGACACGCCCGCUGAGGCCUUCGAUAUCUGGCAGGUGUCGGAUAAGAACCACAAGCCCGAGAUCGGCGUCACUAUCGACCCCUCCAAACAGACCAUUUCAUUUUACAACAAGGACACGCGAGGGGAGAUCCAGAGGGCCACGUUCGACACCCCUCAAGUGAAGAACAUCUUCCACGGAAGCUUCCACAAGCUCCACAUCAUGGUCUCACCCAAGAGCGUCAGACUGAACCUGGACUGCCAGCAAGUGGCUGAAAAGGAAAUAAAAGAAGCAGGAAACACGUCAGCUGAUGGGUAUCAAGUACUCGGCAAAAUGUCCAAAUCCCUCGGCUCUAAAGGGGAAUCAGCAACGUUCCAGCUCCAGAUGUUCGACAUCGUCUGCACCCUGGGCUGGACGAGCCGGGACAGAUGUUGUGACCUGCCCUCACUGAGAGACGAGUCCAAGUGUCCAGCACUUCCCAACGCCUGCACGUGCACUUCAGAAAGCUCCGGACUGCCCGGCCCUCAGGGGCCCGUGGGAGCUCCUGGUAGUAAAGGCCCUCGAGGUGAAAGAGGGGAGUCUGGCGCGGUCGGUCCGGUUGGACCACGUGGAGAGUUGGGCCCACCAGGACCGAUGGGUCUGCCAGGACCGCAGGGCCCGAGCGGUCUCUCUAUUCCAGGAGAAGCAGGUCGACAAGGACCUAAAGGAGACCCCGGAGACGCUGGACUACCUGGACAGAAAGGUCCACCUGGUCCGGCCGGUCCCGUCGGUCCUAUGGGAAUUGCUGGUGUGAGGGGACCCUCAGGAAAGGAAGGACCUGCUGGACCCAGAGGCCCCCCAGGACCGAUGGGGGCACCUGGAUCUCCAGGAAUGCCGGGUCCUACAGGACAGCCUGGCAAGUCUGGUGAAAACGGCGUUCCUGGACCCAGCGGUAUAAAAGGAGACAAGGGUGAGAGGGGAGAUCUGGCCUCUCAGGGAAUGAUGCGCUCCAUUGCCAGACAAGUGUGUGAGCAACUGGUCAACAGUCAGAUGAGCCGAUUCAGCGACAUGAUCAACCAGAUCCCCAGUGACAUGCGCAGUAACAGUCCCGGACCUGCCGGCCCGCCCGGAGCCCCCGGUACUCCCGGUCCUCGUGGAGAACCCGGCAGGAUCGGACAGAACGGCUUCCCAGGGAGGUCAGGUUUACCCGGGUCACAGGGAGAGAGGGGACUCGCUGGAGAGAAGGGGGACAGAGGAAGUCCAGGGAUUGGUGAGAGAGGACAGCGCGGCCCACCCGGACCACCUGGUCAGCCAGGCGAGUCCAGACAAGGACCUCCGGGUCCCAGCGGCUCUCCAGGUUCUCGCGGUUCUCCCGGUCGUAACGGUGUCCCAGGGGCCCGAGGACCACCGGGACCCCCCGGCUACUGCGACUCCUCUCAGUGUGUGGGAAUCCCGUACAACGGCCAGCCGUACAGAGAAGCUGCUCCCCGCCAGCCCGAGCCCUAUGAAAACGAAAACCCCGUCCCUGAGGAAGAUUUCGAGAUCUCACCCGCCGGGCGCCGCAGGAGAUCGCUCUCCAGGAGACCGAACGCAUUAGCAUCGUGAGCGCAGCACGCCGCUCCCCGCCACGCCCUGUCCAUCCGACCGAGAUCCUGAACACUUCUUUAUUUUUAAAUAUCUGCUCGAUUUUAGAGGGAACAGAUCCCGGUAACAGAUCCCAGAUCUCCACGUACGCCUGUAAAUGUUCCGCUCCCUCAUCGCUUUAGCUUCGUCUCACGCUCGCCGACCCCCCGUGCUUCCUCCAUCACACUUCACAUCACACCGUUCACUCACACGAUCGACUCCCAUCACCCGCUCAUCUCCACCCGUCGUCACGGUAACUUUACUUUAAACCGAAUAUUUAUCGUUUUAAUAUCGACUCACAGCGUACGGAAGGUGGAUUUGCAUGUCUGUCGUGUAUAUUUAGAAAGAUUUUUUUUGUUUUCCUCUCAUUUUUUUUAUGUUUUAUUUGAAUUUUAAUCAGAAUAUAAUUUGAGUCCUCGUCGUCGUAUCAGUAUCCAGUGCAGUUGGCAUCUCCGCGUGACGCCGCGUCAUGUUCUUAACUGCAGAUUGUGAAUUCAUAGCCUUAUUUUCUUAUUUAUUUCUGAAAACAGAGGAGGCAUUUUUCAAUAAAACUACUGAAAAUA
This is a messenger RNA of Trichomycterus rosablanca, 11473 nucleotides long. It is a transcript of the gene col12a1b, whose product is annotated as collagen, type XII, alpha 1b. NCBI's taxonomy places the organism in Eukaryota, Metazoa, Chordata, Actinopteri, Siluriformes, Trichomycteridae. Gene Ontology annotation, molecular function: protein binding. The coding region runs from base 210 to 10892 and encodes 3560 amino acids. The record is from RefSeq and is a predicted model, not a curated record. The transcript has 77 exons.